CGCAACCAUCAACAUGCCCCCCAGAUUGAAUGUCCUCAGCUUGGCGCGCGCAAUUCCAUACAGGCCAAAAGGACAAGCCCAAUGGCUUUCUCGACCUGCCGCGCGACUCGCACCGACGCAGACCCGAACCUAUUCCGAUGCGAAAGACGAAGACAAAGUUCCCGCGGCGGACCGCUCGAAGCGGAUCGACGCGAAGCCUCUUGGCCAUGUUAGCGAAGAAGCAUCCGCGAUGGCAGACAUCACAGGUGGUGAAGGUCCGGAUCUGAGUCAAGGCACACCCGUUCAAGAUAUCGUUAGGGGCGACAAAAAGGCCGAGGAGAAGCUGCCCAAGGUCAUGAAAGAGCAGCUCAAGUCGAAUGCAAGCUCGGCCCCGAAAGGCUCGCGAUCGUACUCGACAUCAACGACACCAAUUGGCGGUGGAAGCGGCGCGUUCGACAUGGGCCUCAUGAGCAUGACAUCGCCGCCGGCCGAGGCCGUGGCACCGGGCCUGAAGUUCGAAAUGCCUGUGUUGCCUCUUCCCAAGGAUGGGCAUCUCAAGCAUAGGUACGACCCGGUGGUUGACCAAGUCACCAACCUCUUGAUGCGGCAUGGAAUGAAGAGCGUUGCUCAGAGGAAUAUGGCGCUCAUACUACAACAACUUCGUACAGCUUCUGUUCCCACGAUUAACCCACAGCGACCGCUUCUACCUGGCGCACCGCCGCCAUCGCACCUCCCGCUCAACCCCGUCCUCUACCUUACCCUUGCCAUCGAUUCGGUAUCGCCCCUACUUAGGAUCCGAAAUAUGAAAGGUGCUGCGGGUGGUGGUGUGGCUUUACCGAUCCCUGUUCCUCUUGGCCAGAGGCAGCGACGAAGGACCGCAAUCCAGUGGAUCUUGGGGGCGGCUUCGAAGAGAAAGACCAACACCAGUGGCAAGACUGGCUACGCGCAACGAGUGGCAUCAGAGAUCAUCUCGGUUAUCGAAGGUCGCAGCAGUGUGUGGGACAGGAGGAACAUGGUGCACAAGGCAGGUAUCUCCGCUCGUGCCAACAUCGUCUUGCCGCGCAAGCGAUAAGCGAACGCAGAGUCGGGACUAGCAAUGCGGAACUGACUUUCUGCUCAUGUAUUAUGUACUGUGACACCAUUUGUGCAUUUUUCCGAUACUCAACACGGCUUCAUGCCGCGAAAGCAUCCGCACGCUGCACGGGGCGGUCCCAAUAUGGGUUGAAGUAGAAUAAGCCAUAAUUUACCUCGAGAAUACUCUCUGCACAAGACACUUUCAUAUAUUCGAUACGAU
This is a messenger RNA of Paraphaeosphaeria sporulosa, 1273 nucleotides long. RefSeq names its product 30S ribosomal protein-like protein S7. Bases 14 to 1051 code for a protein of 345 amino acids. The record is from RefSeq and is a predicted model, not a curated record. Gene Ontology annotation, biological process: translation; ribosomal small subunit assembly. Gene Ontology annotation, cellular component: ribosome. Lineage: Eukaryota; Fungi; Ascomycota; Dothideomycetes; Pleosporales; Didymosphaeriaceae. Gene Ontology annotation, molecular function: structural constituent of ribosome; mRNA binding; rRNA binding. The transcript has 2 exons.